CUCGCUCCGGGCCCCGGCUGCGGCGCGCGCGGGCGCCCGGCCUGCUGCGGGCCAUGGGCGAAGCGGGCGCCGUGGGGCGCCGCCGGCCCUUCCCCGGGGCGCCGCGGCGGCGCUGGUGGCGGCGGCAGCAGCAGCAGCAGCGGCGGCGGCAGCGCUGGUGGCCGGGCCGCGGCGAGGGCGAGGGCGCCGGCCGCGCCGCCAUGGGCCUAGCUGGGCUGCAGGCAGGAAGAUGUGCAAGCCCCGCGCGGUGGAGGCGGCGGCGGCGGCAGCGGCGGUGGCGGCGGCAACGGCCCCGGGCCCGGAGAUGGUGGAGCAGAGGGGCCCGGGGAGGCCCCGCAGCGACGGGGAGAACGUGUUUGCGGGGCAGUCAAAGAUCUAUGCCUACAUGAGUCCAAACAAGUGCUCUGGAAUGCGCUCCCCUCUUCAGGAAGAGAACUCAGUUGCACAUCAUGAGGUCAAAAGCCAGGGGAAGCCAUUAGCUGGAAUCUACAGGAAGCGAGAAGAGAAAAGAAAUGCUGGGAAUACAAUCCGAAGCUCCGUGAAGUCUGAUGAACAGAAGAUCAAAGACGCCAGGAGAGGUCCCCUGGCUCCUUUUCCAAACCAAAAAUCUGAAGCAGCAGAGCCUCCAAAAAUUCCACCCCCGUCAAGUGAUUCUACCAAUACAGUGGUUGCCAAGCAGGCCCUGAAAAAACCCCUCAAGGGCAAGCAGGCCCCUCGGAAAAAGUCUCAAGGGAAAACACAGCAGAAUAGAAAGCUUACAGAUUUCUACCCGGUGCGAAGGAGCUCCAGGAAGAGCAAGGCUGAGCUACAGUCUGAAGAGAAGAAAAAAAUUGAUGAACUGAUUGAGAGCGGGAAGGAAGAAGGCAUGAAGAUUGAUCUCAUUGAUGGAAAAGGCCGGGGUGUAAUUGCCACCAAGCAGUUCUCCCGGGGAGACUUUGUGGUAGAAUACCAUGGGGACCUCAUUGAGAUCACCGAUGCCAAGAAGCGGGAGGCUCUGUAUGCACAAGACCCCUCCACAGGCUGCUACAUGUACUAUUUUCAGUAUCUGAGCAAAACCUACUGCGUGGAUGCCACUCGAGAAACUAAUCGCCUGGGAAGGCUGAUCAAUCAUAGUAAGUGUGGGAAUUGCCAGACCAAACUGCAUGACAUCGAUGGCGUGCCUCACCUCAUCCUCAUCGCCUCCCGCGACAUUGCAGCUGGGGAAGAGCUCCUGUACGACUAUGGAGACCGCAGCAAGGCCUCCAUUGAGGCCUAUCCUUGGCUGAAGCAUUAACCAUGUGGCCUCCCUGCCACCCUGCCUCCUUCAAAGGACAAAGUGCCCUCAAAGGGAAAUGAUUUUUUUUUACACACACUUACUCUUAGCUAAUUACUUCAGAUGUUUUUAAAAAGUCUAUUAAAGAUGCCUUUUCAUGUAGUAUUUAAAUAUCUGUUACAGGUUUCCAAGGUGGACUUGAACAGAUGGCCUUAUAUUACCAAAACUUUUAUAUUCUCUUUGUUUUUGUACUUUUUUUCAUACAAUUGAGCUUUUGUGCUUCCCGUGCAGUCAAGGACUCGGCCGGCACAGGUGUAGAGAAUGGAGUGGAACGUGAACUAGGAAGCCGGGCUCUGCCCAAGAUGAAAGCCAGGACUCCCCCGCACCCCACGUCCAAGGACAGGCGGGUGUGAGGGUGCUGCCACCCCCCACGCACAGCCUGGACGGGAUGUCUCCAAGCUCUUGUUCUCCUCAGCGUCUUGACAGGCGUACACAUUGACGUGUGUGAAUAUUUUUUAGCAAAAGUUUUGCAGUAAGCUCGUCUUCCCCUCUGCUUUCUCCAAAGCUUACUGAGCCCGGGGCUCGGAAGCCCGGCCGGGAACAGACCUCUUCCACAGGCUUUCGGCUUUUCCAGGCACCUCGAAGCAUCAGGGUGGGCAGUCAGACUAGAGGCAGGCCGGGAAAAGCACUGUUCUCCUGCCCCAGCGGGGCGGGUCUCCUGAAACUGCAUUAAUUCUUUAUAGAAAUGUGAACACUGAAUUUAUUUUAAAAAAAUAAUAAAACAAUAAAACGUUUUAAAAAAAUCAAAAAAAUGGAAAAAAACCACAGAAAACAACUUAUAUGUAUAUAGGUUUUGAAAGGAGUGAAAUGACUGUUUUCUUCUGGAUUUUUUUUUAAGCUUUUUUGGCUUGGCUGGAUGGUUUGUGUAGAGAAGAUUUGAGAUGGUACUCUUCUAAUCAAAAGUAAGAUUUUUCUAGUGGGACCAGAAAUUACUAAGUCCAUACACACCUACCCACCCCUCCACCCCCGACCUGCAAUCCUGAUUCUGCGGCAUGGAAAGUUCUCUACCUGCUGCCAAGGCACAACCCCUGGUAUCCUGUGAAGAUGCUGCAGCCCAGGAUCCCUGGAGGCAUCAGAUGUGUGGCACUAGGGUGCCUGGCAGCCAGAGAAUCAUUGUGAUUGUUCUUAACCUGUGAUAGCAGAAGUAGGUGGUUUACUUCCAUUUGGGGGCUGGGGCUCUGGAGCUAGGUAUGAGAACUUACCCUUGUCCCCAACACCUCCCCCAUCCCCCAGCCUCUUGAUGGUGCUACCUAAGAAAGUCUUCCCCACACCCCUUGCUAGUCCGGUCAGUGGUCAGACUUGGAGGAGGAUCCGACAGGAGGGUGUAACUGUGAGCUAAAAUGUCUUGGUUGUACCUGUUUGUGGCUUAGCUUUGUAUUUAAAUAGCAAACAAAAAAAAGGAAAUAAACUUGAAAAUUAUUUGUCAUCAUAAAAAUAAAGAGAAAAGAAUUAAAAUAUUUAUUGCCAGGCAAUGCCA
Molecule: messenger RNA, 2789 nt
Organism: Alexandromys fortis (reed vole)
Lineage: Eukaryota; Metazoa; Chordata; Mammalia; Rodentia; Cricetidae
Gene: Kmt5a
Product: lysine methyltransferase 5A
Exons: 8
Coding region: 230-1273 (347 amino acids)
Biological process (GO): regulation of transcription by RNA polymerase II; regulation of DNA damage response, signal transduction by p53 class mediator
Cellular component (GO): nucleus; polytene chromosome
Molecular function (GO): histone H4K20 methyltransferase activity; protein binding; transcription regulator activity
Source: RefSeq, a predicted model, not a curated record